UCAGACAUCUUCCUCUGAGAAGCUGCAGCAAUGAAGGCCCUACCGCUCACUCUCCUCUUCCUACUCAUUGCAGCCAAUGAAGCCAAAGUAUACACCAAAUGUGAACUGCUUUCAAUUCUGAGAGGAAAAGGCAUGGAUGGAUAUCAAGGCUACAGCGUGGCCAACUGGAUCUGUAUGGCUUAUCAUGAGAGCAGAUACAACAGCCGAGCUGUGGGGCCACCAAACUCAGAUGGCAGUCGCGACUAUGGGAUUUUCCAGAUAAACAGCCGCUAUUGGUGCAACAAUAACCAGGGCCCUACAGCUAAUGGCUGUAAUAAGCCUUGCAGUGCUUUCACAAAUGAUGACAUCACAGAUGAUAUUGAGUGUGCUAAGAGAAUUGUCCGUGAUCCCCAAAAGAUGGAUGCCUGGGUUGCCUGGAGGAACCACUGCAAAGGAAGAGAUCUGUCACAAUGGACUCGUGGCUGCUAGCUCUUAGAUGGAUGAUCCUGCAUUUCUCUUCUGCAUUUCUCUUCCUCCUCCUGUGAGGGAAAUGAUACUACUUCUUAUACUGUAUAACCAAGCUUUCACAAUUCGAUUCGAUGUGUGUACCCCACAAGUUGGGAAAAACAAGUUUCUUUGCAUACAAAUGAUGAUUUUAAAUCUCUUUUAAACUCUUCAAAUAUUGCUUGAAAAUUCUCAAUAAAAUGAGUAUUGUGCAUUA
This is a messenger RNA of Notechis scutatus (mainland tiger snake), 700 nucleotides long. RefSeq names its product lysozyme C, milk isozyme-like. The record is from RefSeq and is a predicted model, not a curated record. Gene Ontology annotation, molecular function: lysozyme activity. Lineage: Eukaryota; Metazoa; Chordata; Lepidosauria; Squamata; Elapidae.